UCGCCCCGCCCCCGGUCCCCAGUGUUGUUCCGGUUCAGUGUCUGGGCUGUUCACUGCCGGAAAGAUGGAGGCUCCGGGCCGCCGUAGGCCCCAGCACAGCCCCGAGCCUGAGCCUGAGCGUCACCGACUGAGGAUCAAAAGGGAGGGGGCGGCCUCCAAGCACCGGCCCUCGAGUUCGGGCUCCUCCGGGGGCAGCGUGUCUCCACCCGGGCACUGGCAGAGCCGCUCCCCUGGCCGGAGGAAGCAGCGUUCGCGGCCGGAGGGCAAGUGGAAGCGGGAACGGCAUGACCAUCCACGACGGGACCAUGCUGAGAGACGCCACCGAGACCGCUCUGAGGGAGAUGAACACCGACGCAAGAAGAACGGUGACCGAGAGCGACACAAAGAGUGGUCGGAUCGGGGGCGGGCCCACAGCAAAAGGAAUGGCGGGUCUCACGCAGAAGCUGGCAUAAGUGGCCGUGACAGGGAGGCUCAAUUGCUCAGCGCCCAGCAGGCUGAGAGAGAGUAUUACAACGAGAGAAGGCGUCAGAACCGCAAUCAGUGCCAGAUGCUCAGUGAUGAGAAUCAUGAGUCUGAGUCGAAUGACAGUCAAGCUAACAGCGGCAAUCCAGCCCAGGUGAAAGAGGAGCCAAAUUUUGAGUUAUCUGGUGCCCUUGUGGAAGAUACUAACACCUUUCGUGGGGUGGUGAUAAAAUACAAUGAACCUCCUGAAUCUCGGAUCCCAAGGAAACGAUGGCGUCUUUACCCGUUCAAGAAUGACGAGCCUCUUCCAGUCAUGCAUAUUCAUCGUCAGAGUGCCUAUCUCUUGGGUCGGCAGCGUAGGGUAGUGGAUAUCCCAAUUGACCAUCCUUCCUGCUCCAAGCAACAUGCAGUGCUGCAGUACAGACUUGUGGAGUUCACACGGAGUGAUGGCACACCAGGCAGGAGGGUGAGGCCAUAUAUCAUCGACCUGGGUUCUGCCAACGGCACGUACCUUAACAAUCAGCGCAUUGAAUCGCAGCGAUACUACGAACUCAGAGAAAAGGAUCUGCUGAAAUUUGGUUUCAGCAGCAGGGAGUAUGUCAUUCUGCACGAUUGCUCAGAUACUGCUGAGGUGGAUGCAAAAGAAGGGCAACAUGAGGAGGAUGAGGGAGUUGAAAGUUAAUGUAAAACCUUCCCCAGUGUUCCUUUUGAAAUUGGCACUGCAGUUUUACUUUCCUUUUCAAACAUGCAGGUAAAUAGUUAUGCUAGAAUUCCGAGGACCAGGGGACAGCUGACCAGUUUCAUAUUUUUCUGUCCAGGCCAAGUCAAUCGAUAGCACAUCUUGACUCUCUCCCAAAUUGUCGGUGUUCCAUUCUAAGCCAAUGCGACAAUUCAAAGAACAAAAUGUGGCCUGGCAAACAGGAUUGAACAGUAUAAUCCCUCCAGACCAAAUGUUUAGUGUUUUGUUUUGCAAUUGAAUUUCAGGUUUCAUAACCUGGCCUGUUUGCCUCCAGUCUUGUGCUCAGGAAGAGGCCUGCUAAAACCACGGAGUUUACUCAAGUGAAUUUACCAGAGCAGCUACUAGACUGUAGCAUUGUCAAUGAUGUCAGAGAAUGUGAUGCUUUUAAUUAUAUUUUUGAUUCUUUUUUGGCUCUAAGUUAUUAGGUAAAGGAUAUAAACUUCAUAAACAAACUAUUCUACUGGACUCUUUGGUCUGGGGAUGUCACCAAACAACAGCAUUUUGUUGCUUCAGCUCCUUUCAUUUUCUGGUUGGCUUUUACAGAGUUUGAGAAAUUGUAUUGAAGCCUUGAAAUACUUUCUUUUCCUGAGGCCGAUUGUGGACAAGUUGUGUGUGUUUCCUAAUUCAAAACCUGUCUUCUAUACACGAGUUCUGGCAAUGGACCUUUCAGAAUCCCUCUUGUAUUUGUAUGGUGGAUUAAGAAAAUGUUAAAAACAGCCAAGAAUUUGUCAUUUUUGCCUAAAAAUAUUUUUCGGUGAAUCCUUUUAUGAAAAAAAUAUAGGAUUUUUUUCCCACCUAGGAGGAGUUUCUGCCUCUGAGUUUGAUUUCUUUUCAUUCCUCUUUUGGUUAAAAAGGAGAAGAUAGUGAUGAUCUUGUUUCCUGACAGUGCACUCCAAACAAUUACCUUUUGCCCCGGCCAGCUAUGAGUUGAUGUUUUGUGUCACCAUAUGCAGCAGGAAGCAAGAGGACCGUCAACAAAAUGCAAUGAACCCCCAUAGGUAGGUAUAUCUGAGUGUUUAUCUUCAGGUUUGAUUUGGAUCCAGUCACAAAUGCAGCUGUAUAUAUUAGUGAAGGCAACACUCAAAUGGCAGCAGCUGGUGGAAACUUUAGUUAGGAAUAUCCAAUCUAAAAUGGGAUUUCAGACCUCUAUUUUUCCCUGUACCUACAUGAUGGAUGUGCUUGCCACUGAAAGUUAUCCCUCUCUUCCUUUAUGGAACCAAUUAAAUUCCUGGGAUGUUACUGGUUCAAAUCCAACUCAUUACGAUAGAAAAGUUGAUCGGAAGCUUGGCUUGGGAUUGUUUGUUCGUUAGUUUAAAUCCCUACACUACCUGCCACUAAGAUUAAAAGUGUCAAUUUGUAGCCCUGUUGGAUUCUUUGAACUGUCAGCAUGAUCUGAUCCUGGUCUCUUAAUAUUUAGGAGUCUGUUGUUGGAUUUAAGCAAGAAAUAUUUGGAGUAAUUGUAUUCUGCAAAAACAUGUGUACACGUUAUAUUCCUGACUCUACUGGUUCGGACAUGGAUAUUCCAACAGCACUUGUUUAAAUUUUUAGCAGCUGUACAGAAGGUCAUGGAACUGAAACAAUAAUCUUAAUGCUUCUCUCUCCACAGAUGCUGCCUGACAUGCUGAAUGUUUUUCAGCCUUUUCUGUUUUUGAGUAACUUUUGUGUCAUGGAUGGAUUUUCCAGUUAAGAUGCCUGAAUGUCGUAGACAAGCAGCUGCAUCUAACACUACCUCCAUAACAGCUUGGAGUGAAGAUAGCAAUUUAAAGGGGACAGGGAAGAGAACUGGUGUCAGGCAGCUUGCUUGAUUUGUGCGUCACGCUGACUUGCUCCAUUGAUGGAGGUCUGGACCAUUCAGCUCACCUGACUUGAAAGAGUUUGAUGUUGAGCAGCCUGCAUGAGAGGGGUAGAGAAUGCAGUUGUACUUGUUAAAUAUGGCAACCAUGGAGUUUUAUUUUAGAACAGGAAAGCGGGUAAGAUUUUUUUUUUUAAAGCUUUAGUGUAAUUGCGCACACCUAACAUGUGCAGGCCUUGAAAACAACCAGUCAGGAAAAAAAACCUGACUAUUUAUUUUCUACUUACAAAAUUGUUUUCUUAACAAAUGCAUCUGGUAAAAUGUUAAUAGAUUUUCAUACCAAAGGGCUCAAGUUUACCCGUUCCCCAAUGCAGUCAUCCAGCAAAGAAGUGAAGCCAGGUUGUUGCUGAGCAACAGGAGAGCGAUAAUGAACAGUGACACACGCCUACCUUUCAACAUGUUUUGUUAUUAAAUGAAAAUCUGUUUUAAAAUACUGCUCAAAAUUAUAUUUUGUUGUAUAAAGAAAACUGGCGUUCUUGUAGAUUGUAAUGUUGAAUUUGUUACAAUCGCUCUUAUGUUUUUGGCAGUCUGUGUCAUUUUUAGUAAAGUAGAUUUCAACAAUA
Molecule: messenger RNA, 3616 nt
Organism: Carcharodon carcharias (great white shark)
Lineage: Eukaryota; Metazoa; Chordata; Chondrichthyes; Lamniformes; Lamnidae
Gene: snip1
Product: Smad nuclear interacting protein
Exons: 3
Coding region: 65-1144 (359 amino acids)
Biological process (GO): miRNA processing
Cellular component (GO): nucleus
Molecular function (GO): mRNA binding; protein binding
Source: RefSeq, a predicted model, not a curated record